AUGCCCCCAAAAGCAUUUGCGUACUUUAAACAAUCUCCAGAAAAUAAACAGUCGCUCUGCUAUAGUACUAGUCUCGCCCUCCUGAUAAGUUAAUGCAGUUUGUUAAGCGAUGAUAACGCAUCAUGGUAUCUCCAAGUGACACAACCGCAAUAGUUAGCUUUGUAAAAUUGAUGGUCACUUUUAAUACUCAAACAUGAGCAAUUCGUUUCGUUUGUUCUUGGCUGUCACCACGAUUGCCGUUUGCUGGAGCAAUCAUGUUCCAGUUUCUAGACAAAACACCAGGCUAAGUGUUUCAUUAGUUGAUAUCAAAACUAAACUAACGAGGACUUCAGUAAACAACGACUUUGAAAGUGGCUCACCUGAUCCAUGGAUCGAUACUUCCCCAACCAGUGUUUACUGGAACGUUGAGGAUUUUUCUACUCCGACGGAGGUUAAUUAUCCUCCACCUACUCCGUCAAUGGGCAGCAAAUAUUUACGAGCUACAAGGGACAGCCAACUGGCUCCUGGCCUCCUCAUUUUGCGUACCGUAACGUUCACAGCAUUUCCCGGUGAUGCAAUCUCGUUCAAGUUCUGGAUUCGAUCCAAGUACACCGGUGGCAACACACUAGACCUCGUGCUGGCCAUUGACAAUGUUGAAACAACUUUGUUGGCAUUGUCCAGCUAUUCCACUUCAGUGAAUGUCGAGUGGCGUACAGCCUCUUCUUCCUUCCCUAUCUCGACACCAACAAACUUGACGCUGAUAUUUUACGGUUAUUGUGGCGGAAAUUCUGAAGAUGCGAUCGCAAUUGAUGACAUCCUCUUCAACAGUUCCAUAACCGAACAAGGGACACCAAAUUCAUAGCGAUUUCUAAGUAUCUGAGAGGUGCUGAAUAAAGACUUUAGAGUUA
Messenger RNA from Daphnia magna, 887 nucleotides. RefSeq lists its product as uncharacterized. The coding region runs from base 194 to 841 and encodes 215 amino acids. The record is from RefSeq and is a predicted model, not a curated record. Lineage: Eukaryota; Metazoa; Arthropoda; Branchiopoda; Diplostraca; Daphniidae. The transcript has 3 exons. Gene Ontology annotation, cellular component: membrane.